GCAAAGUUAAAAGAGAAAAAAAGGUACUUUUCAAUAAAUUAUUCCUCUUUGUACAGUUUAACAGGUUUUGUUACUUUUUCCGCGUGUGCCAGUCAAUCAGUGCCAGAUUUUUUAUAUAUCCUCUAAAUUCACACAAGAAACCUAUAAAGUAUCAUAAAGCCUUAAUUUUGUGUUUUGUAAUUUUGGCUUAAUCUAUCAUCAUCACUUCUACACAAUAUAUAUAUAUUUUUUAGUCAAGCCAAGAAAGUAAUCGCGUGUAUACAAACGUAACAUAAAUGUGAAAUAAAGAUUCUGGUUCACCACUUCCGGGUUAGCCUACAAAAAUACGUCAUCGCUAAAACAGAAUUAAACAAAUUUAAUCCACGGGCAAAGCAGCACAGAGUGAGACCUCUCUCUCGUCUGCGCCUCUUUGAUCAGCGUUGUUGAAAUAAAAGUGUGGAAAACGUCAUUUCUGCCCAGUGCGCGUGCUCUGAUGUGACAUAAUGGAACGUGCGAGCCUAGAAAAGCUCGAGGCGGCGCGAGCGGGCACACAGUACAGUCAGGUCCGAGCAGCAGGCUGAGGUGUCCCAACGUUAAUGAGGCAGGACAUCAUUCAUUGAACCAAGUCGUUCGCUCCUCUGAGGUUAUGGGCACGGCUCCGUUCUGAGGGAGCGCCGAACACUGCGACUAGUCAUUUCGAAAAACGGAAAUAAUGAUGAAGAAGGAUAUUAACUUGAGCCUGGCGGACGACGCUGACCUCAAGCCGCAUCUCCGCGACGCCGAGAGCCUCCUCAGCUCCCCGGACUUGGGGCUGCUCAAACUGGCCUCCCCGGAGCUGGAGCGGCUCAUCAUCCAGUCCAACGGGAUGGUCACGACGACGCCCACCAGCUCCCAGUUCCUCUACCCGAAGACGGUGACGGACGAGCAGGAGUUCGCCGAGGGCUUCGUGAAGGCGCUGGAGGACCUGCACAAGCAGAACCAGCUGAGCGGAGCCGGGCAGACGAGCAGCAGCCUGGACCUGGGCGCCAACAUCGCCCCGGUCACCGUGCAGCCGGAUCUACCGGUGUACACGAACUUGAACAGUUACGGCAGCGGGCCGCUGGAAACCACCGUCAACUACUCCACAGACACCGUCCCUUUCCCGCCUCCUCCGUCGCAUCAUUUGGGGGCAGCCCCGCCGCAGCCCGACCUCUCUCGGGUCCAGCCGCUGAAGGAGGAGCCUCAGACGGUCCCCGACGUGCAGAGCUUCGGGGACAGUCCACCGCUGUCUCCCAUCGACAUUGACUCACAGGAGCGCAUGAAAGCCGAGAGGAAGAGGCUGCGGAACCGGAUCGCAGCCUCCAAGUGUCGGAUGCGCAAACUGGAGCGGAUCUCCAGGCUGGAGGACAAGGUCAAGACGCUAAAGAACCACAACGUCGAUCUGGCGUCAACGGCGAGCCUGCUGAGGGAGCAAGUGGCCCAGCUGAAACAGAAAGUCCUCACCCAUGUCAACAGCGGCUGCCAGCUGCUGCCACACGAAGUCCAGGUCCACUAGUCUGAGGACAUGACCUGCAGUCGGGCUACUGACCAGCAUAUAAGCUUCAUGGACUUUGUUAAUGUUGGUUGCUCUGUAUGUAGCCCAGAUGUUUGCCGUUCCUAGGGGAAUGAUUGCCAGGCCGCGUAGGCCAAACUGUACAUUAAUAACGGUCAGUUUAAAUUGCUCUGAACAUCAGCGAAGAUAUCAUCAUACCUGGUAGAACGCGGUGUAGGAUAAUGUGUGACGAGACCCUCCCGCUCUGAUCGGCCAUCAGAAAAUACUGAUAAGUUGCAUUUUAUUGAGUAAAAGCAAUUUCCAGGAUCUACAUCUCCACACACGCUCCCGUCCAGUGGGGAUGAUUCGCCAGUAUUAAUCGCUAGAUUUUUAAAUUAAGUGUCGCCAAUUGGUCGAUUGGGUUUAUGCCGAAAUAAAGAGCGUUACACUUUGAUAUAUUCGAUGAUUGAAAUGCUGUUCUACCUCGUAUGCAUGUUUACUGGUGCUCAAAUCAACAUGGAACUGCAUUUGAAUUUUUUUGCCGGAAUUUUGUCAUGAGAUUCCCUGAUGAGAGAACUAGGCACUUACUGGGAGGGCUGUGUGCUCACCUUUAAUGACAGAAGGGAUAUAAUUGUUUUUUGUUUUUGUUUUUUUUUCUGUAAAAAAAUGUUUACAGGCUGGCUGUUUCUGUAUACAGUCUCAAACAUGGACCAAACCGAUUUUCAGUAUUUGUACAGUGAUAUGUACACAUGUGAUACAGAUUAAUAUAUGAGGAACUGGUCGUGAGAGAAAUUCACACACCCACAUUUGAUAUGACACCCAUCAUCUACAUCUAUGGACUAAUUAGUUUGCAUGUUGUUGACAUACUCGAAUGUUGCCCACUGCUGGGUGUCAAAGGGUGCGAUUUAAUCAGUGUUUAUUAACGUCAACAUUUUACAAACACAUGUAUUUAUCUUUUUAUGUUAUUUUUUACUCCACUGUGUCUCUGAUUCAAUGUGUGGUAAGCUUUUUUGUUGCACUGACUGUUGCUGUCACCUCUAGCCUACAGUUACUUGGCUGUAUGCUGCUGUGUUCUGAAUUAAACGCUGCGGGCAAUAAACACUGUUUCCUCCA
Messenger RNA from Acanthopagrus latus (yellowfin seabream), 2602 nucleotides. RefSeq names its product transcription factor jun-D-like. The coding region runs from base 692 to 1513 and encodes 273 amino acids. The transcript has a single exon. Gene Ontology annotation, molecular function: RNA polymerase II cis-regulatory region sequence-specific DNA binding; DNA-binding transcription factor activity, RNA polymerase II-specific; transcription factor binding. Gene Ontology annotation, biological process: regulation of cell population proliferation; regulation of transcription by RNA polymerase II; regulation of cell cycle. The record is from RefSeq and is a predicted model, not a curated record. Gene Ontology annotation, cellular component: transcription regulator complex. NCBI's taxonomy places the organism in Eukaryota, Metazoa, Chordata, Actinopteri, Spariformes, Sparidae.